This is a messenger RNA of Parnassius apollo (apollo), 579 nucleotides long. Lineage: Eukaryota; Metazoa; Arthropoda; Insecta; Lepidoptera; Papilionidae. The record is from the annotation of a GenBank genome assembly.
AUGUCAGGCGCUGCCAGAGUCAGCUGGAUUAUUUGUAUUUCCACUCUUUCUUCUCUUUUGUCCGGAUAUGUGCAAAUUGAGGCUGAUAAAGUGCUAUUGGAUACGGUGAUCGGAGCAGUAGGUGCAGGAAACUUUUCUUACUGGCAGUUGGGACACACUGGACCUUUACUUGUGGAACUAACUUCCCUGUCUGGUGACGCCGAUCUUUACGUAUCAGAUAGCAUUAGACCAAGCUAUGAGACAGACAAGAACAACUUCAGUUCAGUUACAUGCGGGCCCGACAUGGUCAAUAUACCAGCAGACUUUCCCAGGCCAGUAGGUAUAGGUGUAUUUGGUCACUGGUCGCACUUUAUAUCAGAAUACAGCAUCCAGGUAUUCCUGGAUAUGUCAGUUGUGCUAAGUGAGGAACAGUUGUUGACAAUAGAGCGGGCACAUCAAGGCAGUGGGGAAGGACAAGAUAUGGAGGAUAAAAGAAGCAAGGAGAAUAUCGUGACGAGGAAGACCGAGGACAACAACAAGCCAAGAUUCCUCAAGCUGUUGAACAUUCUGGAUAUGGUCUUUGAAAUGUUUGUGCUGUAG